ACGAUAUGGAUCUGACCCUGCCACCUCCAGACGGUAUCCGAAUUGUGAUGUAGGGCACGAAUACGUCGCGUAUUUCUGCAUCUACAAUGCUGACUCUGUCGUCGAUUGGUUCCGCCUCGGCCGAAUCGCCCUUGUGUUCGACUUUCGCUUUUUCCCUUCUCCUCUUGCGCUUUCGUAAUGAUAUCCCCAACGUCCUGUCCUUUGCUUGUCUAUACAAUAUGCCUCUCUCGCACAGGAAACGUUGGUCUGCACCUUCCCCUACAGAUGAGCCCAUCUGUCCUAACCCAGGCAAGUCGAUAGCCCAGACCUUGAGCUCUCCAUCGUUACCAGCAGUCAUGCAGCCGCUACCGUCCGGGGCGACGCCGAGAGACCAACAUUCUCCGUUGGUUUGAGCAAUGUGAGUCUCGAUACAGUGUUGUGAGUUCACGUCCCAGAUCUUGAUCAGCGCAUCCUUGCUGGUGGAUAGAAGAAAAGCUUGAUCAGUGUCCAUCUCCCCAUCCUUACCGUCAUCGCUUGUUGAGUUUGAAGGGUGAAGAAAGUGUAGGCCUGUGAUUUCUCCUUUGUGCCCACGCAAUUUGAACAUGCCUACCUCGGAGACAAGGUCCCAAAUGAUGAUGUCUGUAUCCUUUGCGCCACUAGCUAGGCGCACGCCAGAUUUGUCGAAAG
Molecule: messenger RNA, 666 nt
Organism: Periconia digitata
Lineage: Eukaryota; Fungi; Ascomycota; Dothideomycetes; Pleosporales; Periconiaceae
Source: the annotation of a GenBank genome assembly